AUGUCGUCCCCCGUUCCCGGUGGCACCAUCGACGACUUCUUGGACGACCAGCCUGAAGAACCACCUGGUGACGGAGAUUCUGAGCACCUUGACGGUGAAGAGGCUGAAGAGGAGCAUCCUGACCUCCUUGAUGAUCAGGACGAAGAGCUACUUCCGGAACCUCCUCGAGGUGGCGCUUCGGCGAGAGGCCGCCAAGGUCUCAGAACGGGCUCUCAGGCGGGAUCGUCUGGAGGAGCCUCUAACGGGAGGCGGCCGGCACUUGGCAAUCACGGCGACGCCAAGACGGCCGCGAAGGACGAUGAUGGCAAGGCGCGAGCUCAGCGGCGACCUCGUGGGAACCUUCCUACGGCACCCGUGUUUGACGGCGACAAGCGGAAGGACCCUAAGUGCUUCAAGAAGUACGCGGCGAAGGUCGACAGCUACGUGGAGAUCGCCAAGAACAUCAUCGACGACUCCGAGAUAGGCCUCCGCUUGCACGCGGCUCUGGAGGGCGAAGCGGCGGACUACUUGGAGGAUAUCCCGGCCCGGACCUUUGGAGUUGACUCCGGAUGGCAGGUGCUUCUCAAGUUGCUGCAAGACAAGUACGACGAGAAGCGCAUGCACAAGGUGGGUUCUGCGAUGCAGGGCUUCUUUAAGCUGAACUUGAGCGACCGCCAGUACACCAUGCUCGAGACGGCGGAUGCCAUGGACCGGGCAGCUCGUCGCUGCCGAGAGGCGAACUUGGUGAUCCCCGACGAGAUCAUGAUCUACUUCUUCUUCGAGCACGCCCAGCUGUCCACGGAGCGCCAAGCGAACCUUUUGCUCAGGACCUCGGGUGAGUACGACUGGAAGAAGCUGAAGCAGGCGGUAGAGCUCCUGUACCAGAACGUUACCGUCCGCGCCGGUGCUUCUGCUCGUCCCGACCAAGGCCAUCGAGGACGGCAAAGGGGGGCACACGAGACUCACCGUGAAGAGUGGGACUUUUGGGGAAAAGCUCCGGAUUGGAAUGCGACCGAGGAGCAGCUCCAGAACUUUCUCUACGACCACGACCCCGUCGAGAACUUGGCCGAAUGCGAGCUCGCUUACGAGAUCCCGGAGGACAUGGCCCGGGAGCUGCACACGUGCUUCCAGACGCACAGGGAGAAUAGGCAGCGGCUGGCAAAGGCCGUGCAGGCACGUGGCUUCUACGUCGGCGGCUCAAAGGGCAAGGCCAAGGGAUCAAAGGGGGCCGGCAAAGGCAAAGGGAAGUCCAAGGGCAAGAAGGGGCUCGGGAAGGCCCGCGGAAUGUCCUUGGAGGAGCUGAAGGCUAAGACCACCUGCGCCAUUUGUGGUCAAGUCGGCCAUUGGAAAGGCGAUCCUCAGUGCCGCGGGAAGUCCGCGAAUGAAGCCUCCCGCACCACAGGCGAGGAGAACACCGAGGACGCCGAGGACUGGUACGGCUACGACGGCGAGUACACGGCGGAGCAGUGGGCGGCAUGGGAAGCGGAGCGUUAUGGAUAUGAGGAGCGAUCGACCUAUGUGGCGUCGCGCCCUACCACGACCAGCUCUCCGACCCCUACGGCGGCCCCGACUACGACCCCUAUGACAACUACGACCUCGAGCCCUUCGGCGGCGGCGCUAGAGGCAGAAGCUCGAGCCGUUGCACGUGGCAUCAACCGGGUGCGAGGUCGGGCUAAGGAGUCGGUCGCAGCCUCUGCCGGCGCCGAUGCAGCUACGCAGGUGAAGACGGACCGCUUCCUCGUGCAGGCCGAGGCCGUGAAGGAGAAGAUUAAGUCAGCCAAUAUGCCGGUCAUGUCGCCAAGCCCGGCCCCGGAGGCGGUGAAGAAAGCGUUCGAGCACUUUGGCCUUACGAUGGCUACCCCUACGGGAGCGACCGUGCGGGAGUUGCUGGACAACUCUGCGAAGGCCGUUGAUGUGGAGAGCCUUCGCAAGGCUAUGGUGGCGACCCGGGCGGUUCGCACAGUGGACUACGACUUCUCCUUGUCGUCGCCCCGGGCGGUUCACUCGAACAUGCGGCGCUCUCCGACGGUCUCCGACGGCAAGACCUACCUGACGCUCGACACCGCAUGUGAGAACACCGUGGCGGGCACGAGCAUCCUCCAGAGCCUCAACGCGGUGUGGGAGCGCAGGUUCAGCCUGCAGCCGAAGAUCGAGCCUGAGUCCGAAACUUAUUGUUUCGGCCCGGGCGAACCGGUGACUUCCCUGGAGCGAUGGUAUGUGCCGAUCGGGAUUCGUGGGGCCAACUCCGUGAUUUGUUCGUCUUCCAUUCCGGACACUGUGGGUUCGAAGAUUCCCUUCCUUGCUGGCCAGGACUGGUUGGUCUUCGUCGACGCGUGCAUCGACGUGGGCCGGAGCGAGGUGGUGCUGAGAGAGCUCAACGUGACGGCCCCGAUCUACAUUGACGUCACGGGACACCUCGUGCUGGCCAUCGACGAGAUCGAGGAAUGGCCUAAAGGAGUUGUGGCCCGCAAGAAUGGCUACCCGGGCGUGCUGUUCGAGGGCGACGGGAGGUCAGCAUGUCAGACUUCCAAGGCCGAGGCCCGAGUAGAAAGUCCGUUUGCACCGGGUGAGUUCGGGAAUCAUUUCGCCCCCACACAUGUGUAUGAGCCCAUUACCGCAAAAGAGCAAGCACAGCCAUGCACAGUACCAACCGAUAUGUGGGAGUUUUUGAUCGACAGUCAAGUGUAUGUGCGGCACCAUCGCAGGCCACGACGUGAACUGUUCAGCCCUGAGGAAUUUUUGGAUGGACCCGACCCGCGGGACCUACAGGAUGUGCGUGUCACCCUCUUAUCCAACGAGGCAGAGCCUGUGAUCGACUCGUGGAGAGGGGUGACAAAUGUUCCGAGGGAGCCUUGGGUAGGUGUGACGUACUUCUUCGGCAAGGGCGCAAAGUGCAUCACUUUGAUCUCAGCAGUGCCCAGCGUCUUGACCUACACCAUGCAGCCCACCUUGAUAUCCCUCGUUCACAUCGGAAGGGUCGCUUUGAGGUUCCGCUCGGUGAGUUUGGCUCCGAGCACAGCAAGAGUAGACCUCAACCGCGCGAUCGAUCACAUGCGACCAUCCUCGGCGGCGGCUUCUUCGAGCAACCGCAGGCAGCGAUGCGCCGACUGGGGGCGCAUGGCGACGGGGCUGGUGGACCUGAUCCACCUCCACCAGGACCUCGAGGCCCACAUCGUGACGAUGAGGCUGGCCAAGCACCGGGCUCCUUCCGUGAUGGCGGGCCUGGAUGCAAUGGCGAAAGUCGAGAAGGGCCCCGAGAUGAUGCCGGGCACAGCACCUCCAGUGACGACGACAGCUCCGGGACAGAUCAAGCGGACCGGGGGAAUGUAUCCUCAAAAGGUGGAGCAGUGCCGGCACCACCCCGACCUGGCGAGGAGGACGGGCAACAACCACGGCCAGUUCAUGGAGUGCUUGGCGUGCGGGAAGAUGUGGAAAGCCGUGACCUACACCGUGCCGUACACCGGGGAGACGAUGCCCGUGUAUGUCAAGGAUCACGGCCGCCGAAUGUACCCCGGAGGCAAGAUCAGCAAGAAGGGCGUCAUUCCCGACACCGGGGGCCGCUUUCCAAGCUUGCCGGAGUGUUACUCGUCACGCUCGGCUCCAUCCUUGGCGGCCCCACCGAAGGAUACUGUGCCGACCGCGCGCAAGACCUCUGUCACCAAGCGCAAGGAUUCGACGGCUCUCUCCUCGACGAGUGGCCACACCGAGGGGCCGAUGCAGGAGGACGAGGAGACCGAGGAGCCGGUGGACCUGCGCAAGCUCACGCCGGAGGAGCGCGAGCGGGUGCAACGGGUGGCGGCCCAACGCUUGGAGGAUCGUCGCCAGGACGAGGCCCGGGCACGGCGAGAUCACGAAGCCCGAGCUCGGGAGAAGUACCUGAAUCCGGGCGGUGGGCCCAAGCUGCGGGUCGGAUUCGAGGAGCCGCUGGUCAAGAAGGAGCUGGCGAACAAGGAGGCGCCGGCGGUCAAGAAGAGUGGCACCAAGGUUUCCGAAGCGGACCGGGUGUCCAUUUCGAGCAGCAGCUUCUCGGACGUGGCGGUGGUGACGGACCCGGAGGAGUAG
Molecule: messenger RNA, 4041 nt
Organism: Symbiodinium sp. CCMP2592
Lineage: Eukaryota; Dinophyceae; Suessiales; Symbiodiniaceae
Source: the annotation of a GenBank genome assembly